Molecule: messenger RNA, 1611 nt
Organism: Punica granatum (pomegranate)
Lineage: Eukaryota; Viridiplantae; Streptophyta; Magnoliopsida; Myrtales; Lythraceae
Source: RefSeq, a predicted model, not a curated record
ACAAACCCACUCUCCCCUCCCCCCCUCCCCCUUCCGUCUACUUCGAAUUCGGAAAAUUCUUCAUUGGGGAAAAACCCUAGAUAGAUUCUUCAGCUGCAUUAAUGGCGAAGAAGCGAAAGUCUGCUCCUCCCGUUGAGCAAGCGCCCAAGGAAGAAUCAGAAUCAGAGGAAGAGGAAGUAGAAGAAGAGGAGGAGGAGGAGGGAGAAGAAGAGGAAGGAUCUGAUGAGGAAGAGUCGGAAUCGGAAUCAUCAUCGGAGCAGGAAGAAGAAGAAGAAGAAGAGGAUGAGGACUCAAAGCGGGAAGCACUGAGAGGGCUCCUGCAACCGUUCACCAAGGAUCAGCUCGUCAACAUCCUCAAGGAGGCAGCGGCCAAAAACCCUACCCUCGUCUCCGGCGUCAUCAAGUCCGCCGAGACGGACCCCAUCCAGCGCAAGAUCUUCGUCCACGGCCUCGGCUGGGACACCACGAACGAGACCCUGACCGCCGCGUUCCGGCCGUACGGCCAGAUCGAGGAGUGCAACACGGUGCUGGACCGGGCCACCGGCCGCUGCAAGGGCUUCGGGUUCGUGCUCUUCAAGACCAGGGCCGGCGCCCGCAAGGCCCUGAAGGAGCCGCAGAAGAAGAUCGGCGCUCGGAUGGCCUCCUGCCAGCUGGCUUCAGCUGGCCCGGGUGGUCCACCGCCUGACCUGAGCGGGAGGAAGUUGUAUGUGGCGAAUGUAGCUCCGCAUGUGAGUGUGGACAAGCUCCGGGCCUUCUUUGCGAAGUUCGGAGAGAUCGAGGAGGGACCGAAUGGCCUUGAUAAGGCGACGGGCAAGUUCAGGGGCUUCGCCAUAUUUCUUUACAAAUCCGCAGAGGGCAUGAAGAAGGCUCUGCAAGAGCCCGUCAAGGAAUUUGAGGGUUGCAAGCUAAUGUGCUCUGUUUUCGUAGAAGGGCGUGGUGGCAAUAAGGCUGGGAGUUCCGGGCAGGCAGCCGCUCCGGCCGGCACGGGCGGUGGCACAACUGCCCCGAACAGUUCUGGAGCUCAGAAUUUUCCAUCGGGUUUAAAUCAAGGGCUGGCGGGUCAGACUUAUCCCGGCCCAGUCCUCCUGGGGCAAAACCCGGGAUUGGGCGUUUUGAACCCACUGAUGGGGAACCACGGCUUCCCAAUGGGUGCCCCGGCAUUGCUGGGCCGAAGUGCAGCAGCUAACCCAGUUGGCGGGUUUGGUGUGCAGCAGGACAUUAACUCUGUAAGCCCGAGCAUGAUCAAUGCCUACGGUUCUCAGGCAGCUCUGCAGGGGAUGGGAGUCUUUCAGAGCUCCCAGUUGGGCCAGGGAUCAGCUCACGGGUCAGCAGCGGCGGCAGCUGCUCGGGGACAGUCCGAGGCCGGAUCUUCAAUGCAUUUGUCUUCAUAUUUCCGGAGAUAGAUCUUAGAUGUCCUAGUCCUUAAUGUAUCCGAGUAUCCUUAAUAGAAAAUUUGUUAAAACGAAAGAACAGAGGCACGUUCCUUCUUGAUCUUGUUGACCUUAUCGUUAUGUUCUCUCACAGUAUCAUCUACAAGGGCGCCUAAUUUGCUUCGAGAUGCUACUGAUCUGUCUUGGCCCGGAAAGAAUGCGAUGAGAUAGUCCUGUCGAA